CCAAAUAGAAACCUUUGACCAGCGAACUGAUAAUGUUUAGUAUUGCAAGCAGGCCUCAGAUGUUAAUGAUUAUCCUACUGCUGGCCUUAUAUCUUAUCUCAGCCGUUUCAUUUAGCAUUGAGGCUUCACAUAGCAGCAGUUCGGAGGCAAUGUCCACUUGCCAGCGCAACGGGCUUGAAUUAUUUCCACCCCACUAUGGACAUUUUCUACUGAUACUCUCCAGUUAAAAGGUAGAUAAUGAUGGCUGUUUCUCACGUUUAUAGGUUCCUGUGGUCUCUGGGUACAGCUUUGGUGGUUUUAUCCCACUUGAAUCUCGCAUUAUUGGCUGACUACAAGAUCUGCGGAGACUCUGAGUGUCAAAGCCUGAUGAGCAGAGUGCAGGCCAUAAGGGACCACCGUGGGAAGGACUGCCGUUUCUUGAGCUUCAGGCAAGGAGACACCAUCUUUGUUUACCACAAACUGACUGGAAAGAGGGACGACCUGUGGGCAGGCAGUAUUGACAAACAGUUUGGCUAUUUCCCAAAGGAUGCAGUGCAAGAAGAGCAGGUUUAUACUACUGUGGAGAAAGUAGUGGAAACACAGAAAUCAGAUUUCUUCUGCAUGGAUGAGUUUGACUCCACUUAUCUGGAUAUAGAUGAUGAUGAUGAUAUUGAUCAUAAAACCCAAAUCCAGGAGCCAGAAACAACCCACAUCACCCAAAACACUGAUGACAUGAAUGCUGAAAGUCAUUUGACACCCUCAGAUUCCCCAGUUUCAGCACAGAAAACAGAAGAGGAUCAGACCAAAGAUGUUGGUGGUUCUGCAGCUGGGUCUCACGAGGAAGCACACGAGACUCCUGUGACUCCUAACCAACAAGGUGGGUCUCACUCUUCCUGGCUUGGUUCUUCAGUGACAGGAUGGUUAGGUCUGGGUAAAGAGGAACAACCUGGCAGUGUGGCCGAAGGAGAGAUGGAAGAUGAGAGGAAAGAGACCCAGGUGGAAACUUCGCUCACAUCCUCUGUCACAGGAUGGCUGGGCUUCGGAGGAAAUGGAAAACCUGACAAUGCCAAAGAAAAUGUGAAAGUCAGUGAAGGAACAGCUGAUUCAUUAACUUCAACCAUGACAGGUUGGUUUGGAGGUGGAAGCAAAAAAGAGACAGACGAGGAACGAGAAGCAGACGAAGAAAAAGAACCCAAAGAGAAAUUCAGGAGCAGGAGGAUGUCCUUGGACCUUGAAGGCAGCCAGUUGCACGAAGAUGAGAAGAAAGAGAUGGGGACUUUAGGUUGGUUGGGGAAUGGGCUGUCAAGCACACUGGGGUUUGGCCUGACCAAUGAGGAGUCAGGACAUGAGAAGAAGGAGAAGAUGCAGGCUAAUUCUUGGUUUAAUAUGGAGAUUGGGGGCAUUCUAGGCUUCAGGAAAGAUAACUUUGGCGAUGACAAAAGUGAAGAAAUUGGAUCUAAGGAGGCAGAAAAGGUCAUAACCUUAGAAGAACCAAUAGGAUCACAGAAUGUGGAUAACAGUCAAUCAAAGGGGGAAAUUAUUGAGACUAGCAAUGAAUCAAAGGAGGUGGAAGAACUGAAAGACCAAAAUCUCCCAUCCACAUUGGCAGAUUAUGGUCACAGUGAUGAAACCAACACUGAUACUUCAGACAGUGGGAUGACCGGUGGUUUCCGUGAAGACAUUGAACCCACAGUUGAUCAAGAAGAUAUUUCAACUCGUGCGAAGUUUGAGGAAGACUCCCAGGCUUUAGCUGGAAUGCUCUCCAGCUUUUUCAAAACUGGUGAUGAAGAGGACAAAGGUGAUGAUGACAAUACAGAGGACAGCAAAAUAAAUGAGGAGAGAUCUGCAGAAAUGGAGGGCAAAGAUCCCAUGAUUUACAGCCCAAUAGAAAAUGAACAUAUCGAUAACAACAGGGAAGCAAUGAAAACUCCAAGUGCUAUCGAUCAGGAUUUUGGAACAUCAUCUGGCAGCAUUUUGGCCCCUGACCACACUUCUGUGGAUAUAAAUUCAAAGUCCACGAAAGUCAUUGAAGAAGAAAAAGAUCAGAUGGCGAGCAAGAAAGCAGAGAGUGUGGAGGAGCAAGGGGCAGAAAUCACAAAUCAAGCUGAUAACACAGAAGAAUCCACAGAUACUGCUGUUAAAACCACAAUGGGUGAUGAUAACAAAGGAGAAGUGAAUAAAGGUACAGAUUUACCUGAAAUUUACACAACUCAAGUUGAAGAGCCGAGCAAUGAUGCAGAAGAUAGCAGCACAGUCAGCCAGCUAUACUUACUGUCAUCGGUGGAGAAAAACAAUCCAGUUCCAGCUGAGGAUGAAGGCUUUACUCCUUACAGUGCUGAAACAAAUGAUGAAAAUUCAGAUCCUCUAGCUCUGUUUAAUAAUAGCACAGAAACAGAGACAGUUCAUGGAGAGUUAGAACAGGAGGAAGAAACUCUCGUCUCUCAGGAAUUUGAUUUGCAGUAUAAUACUGAUAGAAACACUGAAAAUAUCUCAAAGGAGGACAGAGGAACGAGUGCACCGAGCACAAAUCAAACCUCUGCAUCUCCACUGAUGGAGUACAUUGAUACUGAAAGUGACAGUGAUGCUGGCAAGUUAAAGGAAAGUUUCAAAGAUGGCAUAAAGGAGUUCCAGCAGGUUCAAACUGAGAAAGAGGCUUCAGGCAUGGAAGAAGAAGGAAGUUUGAAUAAAAAUGACCCAACAUCAGCUAUCAGCUUUGAAUUAGAGACUGAGAAAGAGGAGGAAUUAAAGGAUGGGGGGAAUCAGGAAGUGACAAAGGUGAAAGAAAAUGAGGACCUGGGGGAUUUAAAGGAGGUGAAAGAGCUAAAGAAAGAAGAGAAGGAGAUGAAUGAAGCAGAAGUUGCGAGUACACAGGGGGAGCUGGAAGAGCUGAAGGAAGAUAGGAAACAGCUUAAGACAAAGGAGUUACCAGAGGAGGAAAAAGAAGUCAAGGAGGAGGAGUUAAUGGAAGACGAACAACUGAAGGAUGUAGAGGAAAAAGAGAAAAAAGAAGGUGAAGGAAAAACAGUGCACUCAUCUAAUUUAGCAGAGAUUCUGAAUGUCAUGAACACGCAAGAGAGAAAAAGCCAUGACAAAGAUACACAAGGUGAAAACAGCUCAGGAUCAUCCUUCACUGAAAUAGUCACAGAUGUUGAAAGCCACCAAGAUGUAGGAGAAGAAAAUAGGGAAGGAGAGAACAAACAGGGGGAGGUGGAAAAUCUAAAGUUUGAAGAGAUGGAGGGGGAGGAGGUUAAAGAAAUGGAUCAGGAGAAGCGUGAGACGGAUGACAACUUUAAAUGUUCAAAUGAGCUUUGCCCUCAAGUACACAAAGAAAAUGUUAGAGGUGGUUUAGAGGAAGGAGCCAGUUCAGCAGGUGAAGGAGUGGUACAGGCAGAAAAGCAAAAGGAUCAAAAAGACACACCGGGAGAGAGGCAAAGGAUAGACUCAGAUGAAAAAACAGCAAAUAACCCUUCAGAAGAGGCAGAAAGCACUCAUGUGCUGAGUCAGAGAGAUAAAACUGAACCUGGAGACACUGAAAGUAGCAGCAAAGCAGCACAACAGUUAAACUCUGAUCAACAAAUGCACACAGAGAAGGCUGCUGUUGUGGAAGGGGACGGAAACAGUGAUAGAAAAAUGAGGGAAAAUGGUAGUGAAGCCCAGAGUGAGGGAGGAUGGGAACCUUCAGCUCCACGUAGUGACCCUGCUGAUAGUCAGGCUGUGACAUCUGAACAUACUGCCCCACGUGUGACUGAUGAAGGGUCCCCACCUCCAUCAGAUCAGAAUGGGGAGACAGCAGAGAGUAAAACUAGAGGAGCUUUUGGUCUUUUCAAAAACCCGUUUGGCUUUUUCAGCCAGACACCUACCACUGAAUCUGACGGGUCCACAGAACCGGCCCAGAGUUUGAGUACCAGUCCAGGUGAAGUGUCGCACCCGCAAGACUCUUUAACUCCUGAACCUGACUCCACUACUCAUCAGGUUGGCGAUGUUCACACAGACUCUCCCACUGUUGCAGACCAGCCUCAGCUUCAUGCUUCCUCUGCUGAAAUCCAUUCCCUCCAAACAAGGACCCUCUCCAAAGAUUACAAAAACCUUCUCGCCCACAUGAAUGCAUAUGAGACAACUAUUUUGCUGGAGCUUUUUGGGCGACACAAGCUGCAGUUUUUGGAUUACAUUUUGUCCAAUUCAGACACCAUGUCUGAAAAACCUGAUGAUGAGGACGAAUCUAUAUUGUCAGAUAUAGAAAGACUUCUGCAUCAUCACAGGGAGACAGCGAUUGCUCCUAGCCUGAGGCCCACAGACGCACCACAGGAAAACAAAGAAAAGACCCGAACACUCAGCACACUUCAGAAGCUGGAAACACUGUUAGGAAGAGUGAGACAGACUUUCAACAGAAGACUGUCUGACAACCAUAAUCAUCAAGCUGAGGCCAGCUGUGUUGGCCUGUCUUGUUCAAAUCAUAGCAAAAAUAUGCAAGUGAACACUGAGGAAGAGUCGAGGAAGACACAAGAUCCAUCUGUAUCCCAGGAAGCCACCAUCCGGAUAGAUGACUGGAUGACAAAGCAAAAAGACAAUAGCCAAGUGGGUGAUAGUAUAGGAAAAGAUGUGAUAAGAGGAGAAAAACUGAGCAGAAGUGGUGAAGAAGAAGCAUCCCUUCCUCAUGUUCAGCCAGCAUCACUGGAAAUGUUGACAGGAGUAAUGAAACAAGUUAUGGACUUCAUUUAUCAAAUGGCUGAAGACUCCACCACCUAUGCUCAUGCAGUGAAGGAGCUCCUCAUAUGGGUUACCGUGCAGGUUGUAUCGUCUCUGCCUGAUGACAUAAGGCCUGGGCCAGACCUGUACGGUGUGCCAUGGGAGCCUGUCAUCGUCUCCGGCCUGGUGGGGCUGGUGACACUGCUGUUGUUUACCUGUAGAUGUUACAGCUCUAUGAAAAGCAGAAUGUACCGAAGCAAAGAGCGAUGGAUGGCAGAACAGGUUGCACAGCUGCUGGAUGAGAAGUGUAAAGUUCUUGAGAGUCUCAGUCAGUGUCAACAAGAGUAUGAUGACCUAGAGAGUUCACUGAGGGACAGCGGUGUCUUGGCUCAGACUCAGAAGACAGAACAGCUGGAGGUCAAAGCCAGACAGUUGGAGGACACUAAAAGAGAGCUGGAGAGGGAUCUGGAAGAGCUGAAAGAUCAACUGGACCAGCAAAGAGAGCACAGGAUAGAACAAGAAAGGAGGAUAGCAGUCCUCGAGGAGAGCAUGAAAACAUUUGAAGAUGAAACCAAAGACUUUCAGUCACAGGAAGAGCAGGCGCAAACCACUUUGAAAGUGUACAGUAUGAACAGUGACAGGCUACAGAAGAACCUGGAAACAGCUGGAGAGGAGAACAUAGUGCUGCAGGAGAGCAAUGCUCAGUUGAGGCAGCAGGUGGAGGGAUGGGCAGAGAGAGUGAGUGAAUUGGAGGCAGAGAUGAAGAGGUGUGAGGUUACUUACAGUGGGAUGCUGCAGGAUGUGGCCACCAAGGAUGAACGCAUAAUGUCCUUAACAGAUCGACUGCUGAGGUUGAAAGGCUGGGAUUCAGAUCUGGAGGAAGAGGAAGGAAGGGAAAAGGAGACAACCAAUGGUACACCAGAAAAAGGAGAGAAGAAUGGAAAAGGGGAAAUGACGGACAUACAGGGCCAUCUCCAGAAGGUCCAGAAACUCGUUUAUGCUGCUAAGCUGAAUGCAGACCUCAAAUCAGUAGAUGAAGAUAAGGACCGAGUAUUUGCCAAACUGAAUGAUGAAAUCAAAGCAAAAGAAGACCUGCAGUUGAGCAUAGAAGAUAUGGAGAAAGAGAAAAUAACUCUGCAGUCGGACACCGAGCACUACUCCGAUCAGGUCCAGCGAUUACAACAGAAGCUCCAGAUUAUGACAGAAAUGUACCAGGAGAAUGAGCUCAAGCUGCACAGACUGCUGACGGUGGAAGAGAGAGAGCGUCUUCAGAAAGAGGAGAAGUUGAACAAAGCAGACAAAAAUAUUGCGCUGGCGAUGGAGGAGCUGAACAACUACAGGCAACGAGCUGGAGAGAUGGAGGACGAGCUGGAGAAAACCAAACAAUCUUACCAGACUCAGAUAUCGGCACAUGAAAAGAAGGCUCAUAAUAACUGGCUGGCAGCCCGAGCAGCAGAAAGAGAACUGUCAGACAUCAGAAGAGAGAACGCUCUCUUCAGACAGAAACUGACAGAUACACAGUUUAAACUGGACGCCCUCGACAAAGAUCCGUAUGCCUUGAACAGUCUGGCUAGACCAAUGCCUUUCCGAGCUGAAAGGUCACCGUAUGUUCCCUCUCCUCUCGGUCGAUCUGCAUCGGAAACCAGACCUUUUCUCUCCCCUCCUACGUUAAUGGAUGGACCACCUGCUCGACUGUCUCCGAGAGUUCCUCGUGGUCCAGGGGAGCCCCCAGGAGGCCAAGGGGAGAUGGAGCGCAGUGGAGGUCCUCAUUCAGACAGCGGCUCAAACUCUCCUACAUGGGAGAGAGAUCGCAGAGGGCCCCCACCAGUACCCCUACUAGGACCCCCUGGGCCUUUAGGCCCCCCAGGCUAUAUGUUUCCAGAACCAGGGGCUCCCAUGUACAGAAGACCUCCACCUCCUCCAGGAGCUCUCGGCCUUUUGCCUCCUCCUGACUCCCUCCUUCCUGGCGCCCGUCCUCCUGGCGCCCUCCCUCCUGGCCCUCUCCAUCCUCGGGCUCUCCCUCCAGGACCUUCUAUCCCUGCAGACAUGCCAGAUUCUUCAUACAGAGAAAACAGCUUUGGACCUGGUGAACAGGAUCAUAGAGAGUCCGGUCCUGAACGCAGGACUCCCCCUGACGCAGAUCCAAGGAUGGGUCCACCACUUCCUGGUCCACCAAUGGGUCCUAUGGAUGGUCCCUUUGCUCGCAGAGCCCCUUAUGGGCCCCCACCUCCUGAUUUCUACCCUCCCAGGGGACCUGGGGGGGCUCCCAUCAGGCCUAUGUGGGCUCCUCUGCCUCCAGGAGUGAUGCUCCCUCCUCGAUUCCCUCCCGGUGGACCUCCCCUUCCUCCCGCUCCUCAUCCUCACAUGCCCUCCUAUGCCCCCCACAUGCGACCCACUUCUCCUGACAGCCUCCCACCUUCUUCCAUGGGCCCUCCCCCUCCUCAGCAGUCCCUACCACACAGCCAGUCUCCAGAGAAGGCACCCUCACCUGAAGAUGCCAUCUGAGCCUGAUGGGAGUUUCUACUUGAGCUGUGAGACAACAAUUUUUUGGUUAAAGUUUACCUUUUUUUCCAUAAACAUCUAUUUAUUCACUGUGAGGAAAUGUUUAAUGAAUAGUGUUUGCCCCGGAGGGACAUCCUUCUUCACUAGCCUGUUUUCUUGCUGCUUCUUGUCCAAUCACAUCAUUUCUUAGGUCUUUUUGCUAUUCCCUCACUUUGCCCUCUCAUAAUCAUCUAUAUUCACCGUGAAGAAGCUGAUUAAAUAAAGUCAGUGUGAACUGUGCGUGCGUGGGAACGUUGCUACGUAAACCAGGAACAGCUGCCUGUUAUCUCAUCAAUGCCGGAGGUCUUUAAUGGGACUUUGGCUGAGAUGCGGCAUCAGUCGACAUUUCACUGAGAUGACAGAAGGAGAGAUUUGAACAAUUUCUGGCUGUCAGUUAUGGCAGAAACACACCAAUUAGCCCUGAAAUAAAUGCAUUGCAAUUUUGUUUUUUGUCUGUAAUCAUCACUAUCAUUGAUAAAAUGUAGCUGGUUAGCAGCUGGUGAGCAUCUUUCUUGGAUUUGACUUCAGUCAGAUCACAUCAAGCCUUGUUUUGUUUGCAACUAAACUGAGUUGAUCUUGAGCUCAAAUGACAGUUUUUGAUGAAAUAUGUUGCAUAAUUGAAUUUCACUGACUUUCCUGUGGGAAGUGGGAGACUUUGGCUUCUUCCUAUUAUUCCACAGUGAGAGAAGCAGUAAAACAGUGCUUUUAAUCAUGUUACAGUGACUUAAAAAUGGCCUAGACUUGGAAAAACGUGGCUUAUAAUAGGUGCUUGUGUUUUCUUGAAGAAACAGUCACAGAAGGACGAGUUUAAUGGACUGACUGGAAUAGUGGAUACCUUCCUGUGAAUUUUGUAAAAAGUGAUUAUUGCUAGAUUAAUAAAGACUCUUUUAAUUGUCAGUGUCAUAUUUACUAAUGUAAGUUGUGUAUACAGUUGUAAAGUCACCAGGACAAACAAAGCAGAAAGUAGGAUGUAAUUAUUUUAUAAUAAAGUUGAAAUGUAUUAAAUGUGAAA
Archocentrus centrarchus (flier cichlid) is the source of this 8218-nucleotide messenger RNA. It is a transcript of the gene mia2, whose product is annotated as MIA SH3 domain ER export factor 2. The record is from RefSeq and is a predicted model, not a curated record. Gene Ontology annotation, molecular function: protein binding. The transcript has 29 exons. NCBI's taxonomy places the organism in Eukaryota, Metazoa, Chordata, Actinopteri, Cichliformes, Cichlidae. The coding region runs from base 238 to 7170 and encodes 2310 amino acids. Gene Ontology annotation, cellular component: endoplasmic reticulum exit site; endoplasmic reticulum membrane. Gene Ontology annotation, biological process: endoplasmic reticulum to Golgi vesicle-mediated transport; vesicle cargo loading; protein secretion.